Messenger RNA from Raphanus sativus (radish), 1842 nucleotides. RefSeq lists its product as uncharacterized. Bases 1 to 1842 code for a protein of 613 amino acids. The transcript has 5 exons. The record is from RefSeq and is a predicted model, not a curated record. Lineage: Eukaryota; Viridiplantae; Streptophyta; Magnoliopsida; Brassicales; Brassicaceae.
AUGGAUCCUCCGAAAGAAGGUUCCGGUGAGACCGGAAUCUCUCCUUCCGGCAAACGUUUAAUGAAGGUUAAACAGGAGAUCGGUGAGAAUAUGAAAAGAGAUAAGAAGGAAGCUAAAGACUCAAUCGCGGGGAGGGUCUCUAAGCGGGUGAAGAAGAAGGAUGGUUCUGGCGGGAGCACCUCUUUGGGGCCUCACUCGCCUUCUUUAUUGAAGAGCCAAGAGGUCGUUAACCUCAUGGUUCAAGCCCACGGUCAGAAGGAGUUGGCCAGGGUUUGUUCCUCCGACGAAACCCCUGAAACCGCCCCGGAGGGUUGGUUUUGCAUUCAUGAGAAGUAUAUCUCCAAAUGCCACCUUAGGUUUCCGCUUCCGGACCUCCUGCUAGAUCUCCUUGACCAUUAUCAACUGGCCCUUUCUCAGCUUUGUCCCUCGGUUAUCCGGGUGAUAAAUGGUUUCAUCACCAGGGCUAAGGAGGAGGGGGUCGCUGUUGGACUGAUCGAACUGAUGAGCCUUUAUACGAUCAAGGAGAGCUCUAGUAAGGAUGGUGGCAGCGGUACCUACUACCUUCCUUGUCGUCCUAGGCUCGGUCUUUUUAAGUCCUCCGGAUUUUUAGGAACGUGCCUUGCUUAUUUCAGAUUAUUGUUGUUUGCUGAACCCUUGAUUUCAUAUGCAUAUAUCGAGGAUCCUCCUAAGCUUACUGAUAAGCUGUCUAGAGCUCUUUUUCGGAAGCUACAUCAAAGUCCCAAUACUUGGGCGUCUUUUACUAUUUCUCGCAUCGGAUCAGCCAGGUUCCCAGAGCGAUACAACGCCAGUUUCCUCGACCCGAUUCCAGCUAAAGAUUUGGAAGUUUCUGAAGGUCCUUUCGUGGUAGAGAUUUCGACUGGAGCUAGCACUUCUGAAACAGAAAAGACUCAAGCUCCCAAGAUGAGGCCUUCUUUCCGUACCAGGAGCAAACCUGCUGCAGCUGCCAGUGCUUCGCGAGGCAGGGACAAGACUCAAGGAGGAGCCUUCCUUAGCUCGCUAAAGAGGGAUGUUAACCCGGUCGAGACCAGAGUUAAAGAGGUUGCUCCUCGUUCUGAGGUCCCGCCGGUUGAAGUUAACCCUCAAGCUGCUAGAGAUCCCCUCGAGAUCGAGACUCCGAGAAACAAGAGGUCUCGGACUGAUUUGGGAAAUAUGAAGACGGUAGGUUGCUCCAUGCCUUCAAUCAAUGGUUUGACCAACAAGGAAGAAUACGUUGACAUAGCUCAUCACCUGGGUCAGCUAGCUGGAGCCAUCAACAGAGCUCAGCUGAGGUUCGAGGAGACCAUGCGUGGUGCUCCUAGUGCUGGAGAUUUAGCUCAAGCUACUGAGUUAUUCAAGACCACCAAGAUGGAGCUCGACCUGGCUCGUGCUCAGGUCUCUGAGCUUGAAGCUAAGGUCGGGAGGCUCGGUCUGAAGGUUGAUACCCAGCAGGGGAAAAUCGAAAGUCAGGCUAUCGACAUUCAGGUGAAGAACAGGAAGAUCAACGAGUUGGAGGCUGCUCGCAGGAUAGGUGAGCAUCAGGUUCAAGAGAUGAUCGUCUCAUCUCAGGUCAGCCAAAGGAACAAAGAAGCCGAGGUUAAGCUAGCUGUCAGGAGAGGUAAAAAGGAGGUAGCUGAUGCUUACAACAAGAUCCUGACCUCUGUGAAAGAGAAGUUUGUCAAAAAGAAGGACGAAACCGAUGCCCUGAUCUAUGCUCAGGAACUUCAGGCAAACACCGAACUUCUGAAGGAUCUAUUGUCCAAAGAGAUUGAGAAUGCCGAAGAGGAGUAUGAUCGUUUGAUGGCUUUGAUUCUGGAAGCUGCUGCUGCGUGUGAGAAAGCCUAA